Leptonychotes weddellii (Weddell seal) is the source of this 813-nucleotide messenger RNA. RefSeq names its product RNA polymerase III subunit K (gene POLR3K). The record is from RefSeq and is a predicted model, not a curated record. Gene Ontology annotation, biological process: DNA-templated transcription; termination of RNA polymerase III transcription. Lineage: Eukaryota; Metazoa; Chordata; Mammalia; Carnivora; Phocidae. Gene Ontology annotation, molecular function: nucleic acid binding; zinc ion binding. Gene Ontology annotation, cellular component: RNA polymerase III complex.
CGCAGGGGCUGCCGGGAGCCUGCGGGGCCGAGCCGGCUGCCAUGCUGCUCUUCUGCCCCGGCUGCGGGAACGGACUGAUCGUGGAGGAGGGACAGCGGUGCCACCGCUUCGCCUGCAACACCUGCCCCUACGUGCACAACAUCACCCGCAAGGUAACAAAUCGGAAGUAUCCAAAGCUGAAAGAAGUGGAUGAUGUGCUUGGCGGAGCAGCAGCCUGGGAGAAUGUUGACUCUACUGCAGAGCCAUGUCCUAAAUGCGAACAUCCUCGUGCCUAUUUCAUGCAGCUUCAGACCCGCUCUGCAGAUGAGCCGAUGACCACCUUCUACAAAUGCUGCAGUGCUCAGUGUGGGCACCGUUGGAGGGACUAGGCCCAGGCGGGCCCAGCCGUGCCAUUGUCUGCUUACCUCGUUCCCCAGGCUGGAUUCCCAGCCAGUGUGUGAGCUGUUUGUCCUGAAACGUCUCUGCUGGCAUGGCGAAAAGCUAACCCUUUGAGGGGAGCUGGCCAUGGUGCCCGCGACUGUAGCCCAUCGGCAGUCAGUGGAUGAGCUCAGUUAAGUGCAGGGAGAUUGUGUGUGGAUCGGGUAUCCGUAAGUGUGAUCUGUUUAAUGUCCUGCUCAUCGAUCUCGUAUGUGUAUUGGCUAAUAGACAUUCUCUCAUCAUCAGCCUUCUUAAAUAUGUACCCCGUUUGCACAGCUUAUAAAGUAAAAUUUUAUAAUGUAGUACAUCGGAUGUCCCGAAGUAUUUAACUGUUAAUUGUAAACUUAUUUUAUCACCAUCUAUUCUGAAUAUUUAAUUAAAAUGGAAAGUCCAGUA